This is a messenger RNA of Lucilia sericata (common green bottle fly), 7004 nucleotides long. RefSeq names its product ecdysone-induced protein 74EF (gene Eip74EF). Gene Ontology annotation, molecular function: DNA-binding transcription factor activity, RNA polymerase II-specific; sequence-specific DNA binding. Gene Ontology annotation, cellular component: nucleus. Gene Ontology annotation, biological process: regulation of transcription by RNA polymerase II; cell differentiation. NCBI's taxonomy places the organism in Eukaryota, Metazoa, Arthropoda, Insecta, Diptera, Calliphoridae. The record is from RefSeq and is a predicted model, not a curated record. The coding region runs from base 1549 to 3999 and encodes 816 amino acids. The transcript has 5 exons.
GUGUUGUUUUUCGGGUAUGAGAAGCAGGCAAACAACAUUGUUUUUACGGUAUGAUUGCUGACUAGAUGGAUGGAUGGCUGGUGUUGUUGCUAAAUGUUUUUUGUGUAUUUUUCUACUUCUACAACUGCGAUAUUCAUUGGGAGCUGUGAAACGUUGUAUAUUUCGUCUUCUUUCGUGUUUGUUGUGUGUUUGCAGCCAAACAGUCGUCAUCACUUUUACAUACACGACGGUUUGUUAAACAAAUUCGACGCUAAAUCACAUGAGUAUAACAACAAUAAGCUUUAUGAACGUACGUUAAUGUUAAUGUUGUUGUUGGCAAAAAGUUAAAAAGUGGAUAUUGGAGUAAGAACGAAAGCGAUGGAAAAACAUCCUCCCGCGCCCUUAAAUCAUUAACAGCAAACAAAAUAAACAUUAUUUUGGCAACUUGAGGCAGCGAAUGUAUGGGCCUCAACAACAAACCAAGAUAAACAAUAAGCCAAAUCGAACCAACCAACCAGUCUAUCAGUUAGGCAGUUAGUAAAACUGCUAAAGCACCAGCACCAUCAACAACACCAUAAGCAACAGCAGUAGCAAUAAUAACACUAACAACAGCUACAACAACGGCAGCGCAUGCUUAUACGUACUCACUGCCAAACAACAACACGAACAAUUCAAAAACAAAAACAAAUAUAUGUACAACACAUAAAGCUAAAGAAAAAACAGCAACAGAAAAAAUAAAAACACAAAAAAUUAUAUCGAGUCGCAGCCACUUCAACCGUAAUCAACUUAUUUCAAAAACUAAAAAUUUCAGUUUCGCUGAUACCGUAAGAGAUAAACGACGUUUGUGUUGAAACGUUCGAAGCGAAAACCAACAAAAAAAUUAAUACAACAAAAUAUUUCAAACAAACAACAGAAAGAAAAAUAUUGUAUUAAAAUUAAACAAAAAAUAAAUAAAUCUAUAUAUUUAAACAACGUUUUUAAAAAUAUUUAUAUACAUAAAAUAUCUAAAUAAAAUGAAUCUAACGGAAACGGAUAAAACAGUUACUGUGUUUUGGUUUUAAAAAAUAAUAUUUAAUAAAAAUCAAUUUGUUCAACAUUGUAUAAAAAAAGUUGACAAAAAUUAAAAAAUUAAUGUGUCAUUCCACAAAACAACAAAAGAUGGUUAUAAAGAUUUAAAUUUGACGAAUUUUUAUUAAUUACUUUAACAAAACAUUAAAAAAACUUUUUGGAUUUCAUUAAAAAUUUCAAAAUAUAAACUCCCUACUUUGGAACAAAAUUAUAUCGUCCGUUUAAUUAAAUGUACAAAAUAAAAGUUACCUCAAUAUAUUAUUUAAAAAAAAUUUAACAACAACAAUUUAAUUAAAACUUAAAUUAAAAUUGAAAAUUUUAAAAGUGGUCUCAGGUUACCAAAAAAUUAAAGAAAUAUAAAUAAAAAAAUUAAUAUGUUAAAUUUAUACCAAAAUUAGUGGAAAUUUUUGAACAUGAUUAAAUAAUUAACAGAAAUAUAAAACUAAAAAUUUUUGGUGAAAAAUAAAAAACAAACCCUGCAACAGCAACAACUCAAUCAACAUGAUUAUGGUGCAACAUUUGGUGGCAGCAAAUGCUCAUACAUUUGUAAAUCCUACCACCCAAUCACCGUCACCUUCACCGCCCGCAAAUAAUCUGCAAUCACCCUUAGCAUCACCCACAGCCUCGAUAUCAUCACAUCCCACUACAGCCUCUUCGCCCUUAUCCUCACCCGGCGAUGAUAGAGAUCUAAAUAUGCAAAAAAUUCCGUGCAACAUGGAUGCGACACAACGUAGCAGCAGUAAUCGAUCCCCUUGUUCUCCUCUGCAAAACAAAGUUGAAACUCCGGAAUGGUCUCAAACACAAAGUCAAAUGUUUGAGGAAGAAGAUGAUUUGGAAACACAGCGAACAGCAGCCACCAUUAAUCAAACGACAAGUGCCAUACAUAAAGGAUCACCACAAGAGGAAGAUCAGGAUGAGGAGUUAGAGGAGAGGUUAAGCCAUGACCAUGAAUAUCGUCAACAACAAUCGACAACUUCGCCCUCUAAUCCCACUCCCUCUUCGUCGCCAGCUUUAUCGGCAAAUUCCUUAAAUCAACAGACACCCUCUCCCCAACACUCACCCACGACAACAGCCAACAGUCAAGAUUGUCGUCAACAAUUUACCGUACUUUACAACCAUCUUCGACAACAUCCUCCCGCCUCUCGUCUUAACGUGCUUAACGAUCAUCACCAACAGCCGUCGCCACAGCCCCAUCAUCCUCAUCAGAAGGAUAACAACAGCAAUGAAAUGGAGCAGCAAAAUAGACGUUCUGUUAUUACGAGUCGGGAGGAAGAAGACUCCCUUUCCCAAGAACGAUCAUCAUCGGAAAAUCUCGACAAACAAAUGGAGGAACAACCUCCCUCCGAUCACUAUCACAGUGAUGAUGAAGAUUUCGAUGACGAAGUCCCUUUGGAUUUAUCUUUACCCACAAAACUUGCCAGAAAUCGUGCACGCACCUAUUCGGGUACGGAAUCAGAUGAUUCUGGUUCAGGUGUCAAUGAUCAUUCUCAUCAUCAUCACCACCAUGAAGCAAGCAGACGUUUAAAACCUGAAGAACGUAAAGCGGCCUACAAAAAAUCAUUAAUGAAAAGAUAUUAUACAGAAAUUCCUAUUAUCAAACAAUCAACAAGUCCGGGACCUCAUUUGCAACACCUGCCUCCACAUCAUCAACAACAAACGCCUCAUCCACAACAGCAACAACAACAGCCACAUGUGACAACACAACAGCAGACCACAAAUCAAACAUCGUUCACGGGAUCAACCACUGUCAUUAAUAUUAAAUCAGAACAAAAUGUUUUGACCUCACCGCAACAUCAACAGCAGCAACAACAACAACAGUCGCAACUUGGUGCCGUCAAUUUGCAACAUGGCAGCUUAACAGGACCCAAUACCAAUUUACAGUCAUUGAAUAUACCACACCGGCCACUCUUGCAUAAUUUACUAAGCGGUGGCUCACUGCAUACAACACAUCACAGGAGUUAUGGUGCAGGAACAACAGGUUCAUUUCCUCCAAGUCCGGCCGAUAGUGGGGUUUCCGAUGUCGAUAGCUCUAGUUCAGGUGGCCAACCGUGCAGUGAUGAGCUUAAGGCUCGUCUGGGUUUGCCACCACAUUGUAAUACGCAUACAAACCAUUUAACAUCGGGCACAUUUCUACAUCCGAAUCUUUAUCAAAAUUCUCAAAUAAGGAAUAUUUGGAAUCGUGGUGUUGGAAUGCCCGAAAAUUACUAUUUACCUUUAUCCACAAAUGGCGGCAAUACUUCCAGUAAUGGCCCAGUUGGUAAUAACAAUGUUUCCUGCAGUUCUACGGCGCCAAAUGGUCUGACCAGCAAUGGUUCCUAUACAGGUGCACCCUACUUUACAACUCCAUCUCCGCCUCGUACAAACGUCGGUUUGGCUUCACAUCAUUCCCUACAUCCACAUCAACAACAUGCUUUGCAUACGCACCAGCAGCAUUCCUCCGUCUCCAAUCCAACGGUCGGCUCGACCAGUAAUGGCGUUCUGAACACGAAUGGCGUGUUGACGCAUCAACAAAGUGUUAUACAACCGGCCACAUCGAGUGUUAACUAUGAUCUCUCCUACAUGCUAGAGUUGGGCGGUUUCCAACAGCGUAAAGUUAAAAAGCCCCGCAAACCCAAAAUCGAAAUGGGCGUUAAACGACGCAGUCGAGAAGGUUCCACUACCUAUCUGUGGGAGUUUCUACUUAAACUCCUGCAAGAUCGCGAGUACUGUCCACGUUUCAUAAAGUGGACAAAUCGUGAGAAAGGUGUUUUUAAGCUGGUCGAUUCGAAGGCCGUUUCACGCCUCUGGGGCAUGCAUAAGAAUAAACCCGACAUGAACUACGAGACAAUGGGACGAGCUCUACGCUACUACUAUCAAAGAGGCAUAUUGGCAAAAGUGGAUGGUCAACGUUUAGUUUAUCAAUUUGUUGAUGUACCCAAAGACAUUGUGGAAAUUGAUUGUAAUGGUGUUUAAACGAGAAUGAAACAAACCAAAAAAUAAAAGAAAGAAAACAGAUCGACAAAAAAUAGAAAGGAGACCAAGCAAAUUAAAGUGUAUCGGACCAUUUGAUGAUUGAAUAAAAUUGUUACUCCACAAAUUGGUGAAUAACAAUAAAACAAAUCAAAUUCUCUAAUUGUAACCAAUCAUUAAAUACGAUCCCCAAAAUAGCUAUUCUCCUAUAAUGGGUUAAAACACUGGAUGGUGCUGCACUCUAGAAAAAUACUUGCGCUUUGUGCAACUCAAACUCAAAAAAGCUCAAGCGAAAUUAUUUUUCUCCAAAAGUUGAAAUUAAUCUUUGCAACAUGCUGUACAUGAGUGUAGAUCGAAAUCGGAUUAUUUUCCUAACAACACAACAACAAACACAUACAAAAAAAACUACCAAAACAAAAACAUUUGGAUAAAUUUGAAAUUACAGGGGUACUCCCCUAAUACGAAUAAAAUGAAAAUUUAAAAAUUUCCACUUUGUAUGUUAAAAAACAUUAUAAUUUCAAAAGCUAAGCUUAGAAAAUAAAAGAAAAUACAAUUCUAUAACAAAACGUAUGGCCAAAAAUGAAAUUGGGAAACAACAAAUCUCAACGUUGUUAAAGUUAGAGUUAAAAAUGUAAAAAGUUUUUUUUUUAUUUUUUAAGAAACAAUUUGUAAUAAUGGAAAACUAUAUGUGUUAAUAACUUUAAAAAAGUAUAAAAAAUUUAAUUCUCCUUCUAAAUUUAAAUUUGCUAUUAUAAAUAUAAAUUACUUUUUUUUGUUUGUUUUGUAAACUGUGCUAUGCUAUUGUUUACUAUUUAAAAAAGAAAUAAUUAACAAAACAACUAUAAAUAAAUAAAUACAUAGUAAUAAAGAGUGUAAAUUUUUUCAUAAACAAUAAAAUGUAAUGAACAUUUAAUUUAAUUUGUAAGAGCAACCAAUAUAAGGGAUUAUAAUGCAAUUUUGGAAUUAUAAUUUCAUACAGUUUUUUAUUUUUAAAAAUUUUAUGAUUAUUGUAUUGUAAUUGUUAAUAAUGUUUAAGAAUUAUUAUUAUAUUAUAUUAUUAUUAUUAUUACUAUAAAAUAGUAUAAAUAUUCUAUUAUAUUGUUAGUUUAAAUUUAUAUAAAUAUUUUUACUCCCCCUCCCCCCAUUUUGUAUUUUAUUUUUCUGGUUAAUUUUAAGUUAUAGUUUCUAAGUUUUCUGAGUGUAAUAUGUUAAUAUUGAAUAAUUGAUUGAAUGAUGCGGAUGAUGAAUGAUUAAAAUUAUAAAUCAUAAUUUUAAUCAUGUAAUUAUUUUUAUUAAUAAUAUUUUGUAAAUUUUUAUUUGUUUUUGUUGCUUAUUUUUAUUUAAAAGUAAAAAAUUUGAUAUAUUUCAAAUGUUGAUUAAUUUUUUUUUAAUUUUUUUAAUUAUGUAAAUCGUAUUUGUUUAACAAAUCAAUUUUAGAAAAAGAAAAAACAAAAUGCAAUAUUUAACUAAAUUUUUUUAUAAACCAAAUGGAAAGGAGUAUGUCAUUUUUUUAUUUUGUUAAUUUAACAAAUUAAGAAAAAAAAAUAUUCAAAAAUACUAAAUGUCUUCCAAAUGUCUUCAGCAAAAGUUUUACACGAAUGGAAAAGAUAACAGGAGAUUAUAAAAUGUUAUUUAUUUUUUAAACAAGAUUUCAAAAACUUUUAAUUUCAAUUUCUUUCCUAUUUCUUUGAUUAAAAAGCAGCACGAAAAUUAUGCACAAUAUGCAUUAAAAAUUAAUAACUUCAAAAAUCUUGUCAAAAUUUUAGAUAAAAUAAAAUAGUACAUACAUUAUGAUUAUUUGGACAAAUAAAAAAAUAAAAAACUAUCUUCCUAAUAUUUUACUUUAUACUGUUGAAACAAACUUAUUUGAUUAAACUAAAUGAUCUCUCAUUUUAUAUAGUUGAUGUGAUAUUUUAAAUACAAAUAUUUAACAGAAAUUUUAAUUCCAUAUUAUAAUUGAGAAACAACAAUAAAAACCAUAAAUUCUAUAUUAAAAAGGCUUCAAUUUAAUUUAAAAAUUAUCUUCAUAUACUUAACAAUAAUUUUUCUAAUAAUGCAUUCAACUGGAAAAAUUGUUAAUAUUUCAUAUACCCAAAUUUUUUACAAAAAUAAAGGUUAAAAUUUCAUGAUUAUCAAUGCGUAUAUGGAACUUGUUUAAAUUCUAUAUUUUUUCUUUCUUUUGGAUUUUUUUAAUGUUAAAUUUAUUUAUUCCAAAAUUUUUGUAAAUAAAUAAUUGAUUUUUAUAAAAAUUGUUCAAAAUUUUAUUUAAUUUUUUAAAUAAUUCAUUUUUAAUCAUGAAAUAUUUAAAUGCGUUUUCUAAAGUUUCGCUAUUAAUGCUUUUUAACUGGAUAUAAAAUAAAAACGGUUUGCAAUUGUUGAAUAUGAAGCCUUUAUGUCAUAGAAAUAAUUUAUACAUCUAAAAUUUGUAUUAUUGAAAUAUUUUCUCUUAAUUUGUUUAAAUAACAAAAUUACAUAAUAUGAACGUACUCUUUUUUGGUAUAAGCAUGAUGGCAAUAAUUAAUUUCUAUUAAGUUUUUAUUUUUUAUAGCAAUAUUAGUUUUUAAACAAGCAAAAUUGUUUUAAUACUUCUCUUUCUAAGUUUCCUAUAAGACGAAAUUCAAAGACUUUUUUAUACAUAUUUUGGAAAGCUUUCAGAUCAUUUUAUAUUUUGAAAUUCCUGAACUUAAUUUUAGCACUGCCUCUUUGUUAAUUUCUUGUAUUUUUUACAAAAUUCAAAAUUUUCCUUUCGAAUAAAUUGUUUUUAAGAACUUUUCUAUACAUCAUAAUUUUGUUUUUAAAAUAAAAUAAUUAAUAGUAAAUUUAAUCAAAUGUUUGUACAUUGAAUGAAAUAAAAGAAAACAACUGCCCUACACUGCCCAAUUUACACUCAAUAAAAAUAAUUAAAUGAAAUGAAGAAAACAAAAAACCGAAAAAGAAAACAUAAAUUAUUUAUGUAAAGUGCAAUCUGUUAAGAAUCUUAAGUCUAUUCUUUUUUAUACAUACAUACA